Molecule: messenger RNA, 719 nt
Organism: Hipposideros armiger (great roundleaf bat)
Lineage: Eukaryota; Metazoa; Chordata; Mammalia; Chiroptera; Hipposideridae
Product: carbonic anhydrase 15-like
Exons: 2
Coding region: 198-710 (170 amino acids)
Cellular component (GO): plasma membrane
Molecular function (GO): zinc ion binding; carbonate dehydratase activity
Source: RefSeq, a predicted model, not a curated record
GUGGAUGGAGCUAGUGGGAAGUGAUGGAUCUGCAGGGUCAGUGGGGGUGCCCCCCCCAGCCUGCCCUCUUCUCACUGAGAGUCUCCCCUACACCCCUUUGGAGACUCCCCCUUCAAAGCCCCUCUCACUUGGAGCCCCCUCCCCAGGAGCAGGACUGGGACAACCCCAACUUCUCUAUCCUGUGUCUAGCCUAAAGAAUGUGUCUGCACAUGGUGAGCUGCUGCAGGUCGCACCCAGCUGGGAGUGGUUGGGGACCGAGGAGUCUGGGCCCAGGGAGGCUAGUUCCAAUCCCGCUUGCCUCCCUACCAGGGGUCUCGGUGCCUCUAUCGUCGACCUUUCCCUUGACCUCGCUGCUGCCGGGCGCCUCCAGCCUCUUGCGCUACUACCGCUACUCUGGGUCGCUGACCAUGCCAGGCUGCGAGCCCGCGGUGCUCUGGACUGUCUUUGAGGAUGCGGUACCCAUUGGGCGCGCGCAGGUGGCCCAGUUCCAGAUCGUGCCCCAGAGUGGGCCCCCGGGCACGCGCCCCAUGCCACUCACGGAGAACUUCCGCCAGCAGCAGCCUCUCCCGGGGCGCAGGGUCUGGGCCUCUCCCAGCGCCUCCAUGCGAGCCACAGCCCCGCCCCCCUCCUGCCUCGGGGUGGCGGGGGAGCCCGCUCUGGGGGCUCUGCUGGGCCUGGGGCUCAGCCUGUUGCUCGGGCAGGGCCCCUAGGAUCCAGAC